CUCCUGCACUGCAGGAAAAUUCUUUACCAACUGAAUCACCAGGGAAACCCAUUGUUUCUUAGUAUCCAGGUGAAAUAAAUCUCUAAUCUACCUGAUGAGGUUUUAUGAAAAGCAAUGAAUUCUUUCUAGGCUGAGAUCAAAUCUCUUUCCUAGCGUGUAUCAUAGUAUCUGACACACAGCAGGAGUUUGAUGAAUGUUUGUCAACCAUAUAUAAUCAAUCUCAUUUCUUUUUUAAAAAAGUAGCUACUUAAAAUUAUAUUUGUGGCUCACAAUAUAUUGCUGUUGGAAAGCACUGUUUUAUAGUACUUCCUACAUCUUUGUUAAAAACAAUUCAUCUAAGCUUCAAUUAAGCUAAGAAAUAUCUGAUUUAUGCAAAUACACGUUCUUUGAAAUUAAUCAGUUUGUCUUUUUGGGGUUGCCCAGACUUCUCUAAAGAUUCUGGCCAUUCACUCAAUGACAUUUUUUCCCCUCUCAUCCUAAAUAAGUUUCUUUAUUUCUUCCAUUUGAAACAUCCAUAACAUUAUUGGAAACCCUUAAGGUGAACUCAGGACACAGAAACCUCCCAGAUCAAUCAGUUCUUAGAGCACAACCUGGGUGAGGGUGUUAACAACAUUCCCUGUUAUCACCUGCACCUGGCACCCUGAAAACCUAGUGAGGAGGAGCUGAAGAAAGAAAAGCAGGGAGGAGAUAGUAAUGUCUUAGCACAAUCCUGAAAUUCCCAACUGGAAUGUCUUCAGUCUUUUCUGCCUGCUGGGGGCCCUUUUCUUUCCACUCAUCUCCCUAGAGCCUGAAAUGCUGGUAUAAUAGAUUUUACUGGAGCUCAUUGUUUCUACUCUGACGCUGUUUUGCAGAAGUAACACAGGCAGCCCCUUCACCGAUGUUUCUGGCUCAGCAACACUAGAUGCUGUGCCCAAAGGCCAAGCCCUUCUCAGGGCCGUUGCUAAGGGCCAGGGACCCUGUGCUCAGAUUGGCUGGGAAACAAGUGCCCCCGUGGCGCAAGAGCUCACCCAUUCUGGGAACUCUGGGCAUCUGGUGACUAAGAUGUUAUAGUCCUCACCGGCCUGGUGGGAGGGGCUGAACUCUCUGGGAGAAUAAACUCUAGUUAAGGGUUCUUUUCUCUACUUAUCUCUGCAGCCCAGGGAAAGAGUGGCAGGAAGAGCUGAAGGACUCCGCAUUCCUGCUGCCUCUUCUCCCACUUCCCUGCUUGGGAAUGGUGUCCUAGGGUAUGAAUGGAAAGGAGAACCAUUUAAUUUUGUGUGGUUACAGUUAUAAUUAUGAGGUAUAGCAAGAGCUGAAAAAGAACAAGCCAAAAGGGACUAUUCCUGUAUUUGGACUGUUGCGAUCUCAGAAGACUGAGUCUUUUUUUAGGUAUCCUGACAUUCAGAAAAGGAUAUAUUGCAUUCUUCUGAUUAGAAACCUUGUCUAAUAAAAUGCUUGGAGAAUCCUUCCUAAUUGAACUCCUAUACAAAGAACAAGUUACAUGUAAGAAAACCUCAAACGAUGAAAAGGAAACUUGGAAAAAGCAACUUUUAGAUAUAGAGGAUAAUUCACUUUCUCCUGAUAAAAUGGAAAAUGAAAAUAAGGUCAUGAAAGAAAGCAUAACAGAGAAAAGUAAUGAUACAAGUGAAAUAAAAUCUGUGGAUGAGAUAACUGUAGCAAAAUGCAAGACUGCCUCCUUUCUAGGGAAUGUGUCUGCUGCACUGCCCAUUCCAAAGAGAGAACAACAUGAUGAAAAACAACUAGAUUUAUACCGAUCUUAUUCAUGUACAAGUAUUUGCCAGAAUUAUCCUGAUCUACAGAUUGGAGGAGACCAUGUAGGUAACAUGUAUGAUUCCGGCUGCUUUGUGGAACACAUAUGUGAUGAUCCUCUUAGUGGUCCUCUUUUGCUUUCAGUAGAUAUACCGUUAGGUCAUUCUCCCAUCAUUGAACCUCUAGAUAAACUACCUACCUCAAAGCUUUUGAAUGGUGAUGAAAUUCGAGAAAGAAGUAUGUUGUUUCAUAAACAGCCGCUCUCUAAUUCUAUGCUUAAUAGUUAUAUGGAAAAAAAAGUGGAUGAACUCUACAAACAGUUUUUGGAAGAAAAUCUCACUCAGUGCUGCUCCAUAACCAACCUUAUGGCUUCCAAUUUGUUAAUGAAUAAUAUAAAUCAGAUUAGCCUCCAAAUCUCUCAAGAGCAGAACAUAGAGGCAUUGAAAUUUCAGGAAGUUCUUCUACAUUCUUUAGCAAGAUGUAAUCUCUGUAACAUUUCCCAUGGAAAUAGUUCUGAAUUCAGCACUCCUAAUUUACAAAUAUCAAACCAGAGAAGUAGAGAACUUGUACCACAUCUACAAUAAGAAUCAACUGCAGUUUGGUUGGACUGAUUUAUGAGACUGUAGUAACAGUAGUCUCCUCUAGUUUAUUGUGUCACAUCAGCCCCUUUGUGGUGUGAUUACUAUAGUUUUUGAGAACUUAUUUGAUCAAUGGUACAUCUGAAUUCUUGUAGGAGACAAUAUAACUAAUUAACUUUUAUGACUAUACUUUUAAUUGUUUUGACAUCUUUAAUGGUUGCUACAUUCAAGUUUGUAAAUUCCAUAUGUGUGAUCUAUCUAAUUGCCACCAGCAUCUGAAAGUGAUUACUUCACUCUCACUCAUCUGUUUACCACAAAAGUGGUUUUAAAAAAGUGAGAUGAAGAAAGAAUUUUUCUCAGCUACGAAAAGACAACUGGAAACUGUAUCAGAUAGAGGCAUUUCUUUCUCCACAAAAAUGCUUAAAAACAUAUGAGUAGUGCUUAAAUAUUUUUCUUUUUAUUUUCAACAUACAGAAUUUUUCACACUGACAAUCAGAAAUUAUUCAAAUAAAAAUUGUAUUUAAAUGAUACUUGAAAGAAAUGUGGAAUGAGAGCUUAAGGAAAAAUGGAGAAUUCGCCAUUAAGAUUUGCAGUUGAACUUCAUGCUUUUGAACUUUCUUGGGACAAGCAUCAGCUUUUAUAUAUCACUCUGUUAAGCAUGGUGGUUUUCAGCUAUGGGAGGAAGGAAAGCAUAUACAUAGAGUGAACAAAGUGAACAGAGAACCACCAUUUAGAAAUAGAGAGGCUCUCUUGGCAACUUUUUACACUUCUUAUAUUAUCCUCAAUCAAGAUACUGGCUUAGGAUAAAAGCAGGAUGUUAUAGCAAUUUUGGAGUUUAAUUAAAUUAAUUAGUAAAAGAUAUCUAAAAGAAUGGUAUAGUUUAUUGCAGACAUGGAAACAAGACUCAAUAGCUCACACUUCUCUCUUAUGUAUAGUAAAAUGAUUAGCAUGUACUUUUGCUUGUAAAAUGAAGUAAUAUAACUUAUGUUAUUUAAUUGUUAUGGUUGAUAAAAUAUGUACCUUAGUACUCACAUAUUCCUUUCUAUUAAUUUAUUUGGUCUUCGUUUAAACUCUAAAGAAUGUGUUAGUCCGAUGCCCUUAUGAUUUGUUCUUUGUGAUCACACAAUCAUUAAUUUAUUUUCAUCAUUUCAAAAUUUCUAUGAUAUAGUAAUAAGUACUCCUGAUUUAUUUCCUGCUUUUAUUUACAUAAAAUAAAAUGUUCUUCUUUAAAAUAGAUGUUGUUCAUAAAAUAAGAUGUUUUUCUUUCUCCAACAUUUUCUCCAAUAACCCUCUCAAUCCAUUUCCAUCAUUCUGACAUUGGAUUCUGAAGGGUUUUUGAACAACUGGCUUAGUGUUUUGUAGAUACAGAAACUCAAGCAGGGGCUCUGUAUCAACCUAGAGGGAUGGAAUGGGGAGGGAGAUGGGAGGGAACUUCAACAGGGGUAUAAGUAUACCUAUGACCAAUACAUGUUGAGGUUUGACAGAAAACAACAGAAUUCUGUAAAGCAAUUGUCCUUCAAUAAAAAAUAAAUUAGUUAAAAA
Cervus elaphus (red deer) is the source of this 3869-nucleotide messenger RNA. RefSeq names its product TLR adapter interacting with SLC15A4 on the lysosome-like. The coding region runs from base 1431 to 2333 and encodes 300 amino acids. The record is from RefSeq and is a predicted model, not a curated record. Lineage: Eukaryota; Metazoa; Chordata; Mammalia; Artiodactyla; Cervidae. The transcript has 3 exons. Gene Ontology annotation, biological process: regulation of toll-like receptor signaling pathway.